Messenger RNA from Theileria annulata, 2835 nucleotides. RefSeq names its product ribosome biogenesis protein (BMS1 homologue), putative. NCBI's taxonomy places the organism in Eukaryota, Apicomplexa, Aconoidasida, Piroplasmida, Theileriidae. Gene Ontology annotation, molecular function: GTP binding; GTPase activity; U3 snoRNA binding. The record is from RefSeq and is a predicted model, not a curated record. Gene Ontology annotation, biological process: maturation of SSU-rRNA from tricistronic rRNA transcript (SSU-rRNA, 5.8S rRNA, LSU-rRNA); endonucleolytic cleavage of tricistronic rRNA transcript (SSU-rRNA, 5.8S rRNA, LSU-rRNA); ribosome biogenesis. Bases 1 to 2835 code for a protein of 944 amino acids. Gene Ontology annotation, cellular component: nucleus; 90S preribosome. The transcript is spliced from 7 exons.
AUGGAUGCCCUGGUGUUAGAUCCGCCAAAAAAGAAACACAAAAAGAAAAAUGUUAAGAAAAAACAGACCAAAACCGCUUCAGAAAAGAUCUCGAAGCAAAACACAAAGGCUUUCACAUUCAGCGGAGGAAGGAGGUCAGUUCACAGGAGAUUUCAACACGCAAGUGAAGUUGAAGAAAAGCGACUGAGAAGGCCAAGAGUGUAUAAAGUGCCUGAGGUUCCACCACCACUAGUAGUAGUUGUUCAAGGACCUAAAAACGUGGGAAAAAGCACUAUGAUAACUUCCCUAGUGAAGCAGUAUUCCAAAAGAAACAUCACUAAUAUCAAUGGUCCAAUAACAUUGGUAUCCUCAAAAUCCCGAAGGAUAACUCUUAUUGAGUGCGGAAACUCAAUGAUUGAUAUGAUAGAUUGUUGUAAAAUAGCUGAUAUCGCAAUUCUUAUGGUGGAUGGCUCAUACGGGUACGAAAUGGAGACUUUAGAGUUCGUGAAUAUGAUGCAAGUUCACGGAUUUCCCAGAGUUAUAGGUGUGCUAACACAUCUAGACUCAUUUAAAGACAAUAAAACAAUGAGGAAAACAAAGAAAAUAUUGAAGAAGCGUUUCUGGUCAGAGUUAUACGACGGCGCAAAGAUGUUUUAUUUCACUGGAAUUCAGCACGAUCGGUACAAAAAAAAUGAAGUUUUAAACCUGGCAAGAUACAUUUCCUCCCAGAAACCACCUAGUAUAAACUGGAGGCUCUCGCAUCCAUAUACACUAAGUCUUCGCCAUGAAGUCAUAGAGAACAAAGAUGAUUUAUGUAAAGUAUAUUUCUAUGGAUAUGUUUAUGGAGGAAAACUUAAUACUACAAACGGAAUUCACAUACCAGGUGCUGGGGAUUUUACCAUCAGUUCAAUCACUAAUAUACAGGACCCAUGCGAAAUACAGUCCAAGGACCGAACUUUGAAGGACAAGAACAGAAAUAUCUACGCUCCUUACUGUGACGUUGGUUCGGUGAUGCUGGAUGAUGACGCCAUGUACAUUCAAAUGUUUAAAACCAAAGAGCACUUUACGGAGAUGCCCAAUGAAGACACUUCUCAAGUCUCUGAAGCAGUUCGAAUGGUAAGAACUUUACAAAAAAUCGAUGACUCGAAACCCAACCAAUCUGAGUUAACUGUUUUAAACGGGUAUACUGUUGACGAUGGAGUUGAAUCUGAAGGAUCUUUGAAUAAUUAUGAAUCAGAUUAUGAAAAUGAAAAGUUAUCAACUAAUGGUGAUGAUGAUUCAGAUUACGACUCUAGCUACUCAUCUGAAGACGAGUCAAAUACUGAAGAUGAUGUAUCUGAAACAUCUGAUACACCAAAUCUAGAUGAAAUAAAGAUAUACGAUGAGAUUAGUCAACGUGUUUACUUCGGGGAAAGUAGGAGCGAGAACUUACAUUUGAAGGACUUUUCAAAGGUUUCAAACAAAGAUUUAGAUGAAAGUUGGGACACUGAAAAGCUAAGAUUGCUCAGGGAGUCCAAGUUUCUAAACCUAGCUGAUAAUUCUGAUCAAGAAGACCCAGAAGACGACCAAGAGCAAUUUGAAAAUGACCCAGAAAGUGAAAAGUUUAAGAAAAUUCAAGAAGAAGAACAAAAAAAAUUAUACCAAGAGACUUUGGAUCUUGAUCACACCGGUAAUGUGGGUAAAUUUGUCAAGAUAUGCGUCACCAGAAUCCCCUUGGAAUUCCUGCAAAACGUGAACACGAAGUCCAGGCCCCUAAUUUUGGGCUCAUUACAACAUUCGGAACAGGGCUGCGGGUUCAUUCAGCUAAAGAUUAAGAGACACAGAUGGUCUCCCAAGAUUUUAAAAACCAAUGAUCCUUUGCUUUUUUCAGUAGGUUGGAGACGUUUUCAAUCUAUACCAAUAUACUGUAUGGAGGAUCGUAAUCAGACUAGGGUAAAAAUGCUCAAAUAUACGCCUUCCCAUUCAUACUGUUUGGCUAACAUUUAUGGACCAUUAUCACCCCCAAAUUUUGGAGUGUUGGCCGUUAAAAAUUGGGAUCGGAUUUCUAAUUACAGAAUAUCUGCUACCGGAACAAUAGUGGGCACUGAUCAAAACUACAAGAUAGUUAAGAAGCUUAAUUUGGUAGGUUUAACAAACGUUUACAUUAUACAGGAGGGAGAAGCUUACAAGAUUAUGAAAAAUACUUGCUUCAUCAAGAAUAUGUUCAAUUCUGAGCUGGAAGUCAUAAAAUGUAUCGGUUCAAAGAUACAGACCUCAUCUGGAAUAAGGGGUCAAAUCAAAAAGCCAAUCGAGAAAAAUGGCGCCUUUAGAGCCACUUUUGAGGAUAAGAUUUUAUUAUCGGACAUUGUGCUAUUAAAAUCAUGGGUUAACGUUGAGACUAAACGGUUUUACAACCUGAUCCUAGAUUCCGAUGGAUUUAGAAGAGUAAAGUCACUAUCCGAGCUUAAGAAAGAAGAAUUCAUCAAGCCUGAUUCAAAGUAUCAAAGGAAAGACCUUCUUAGGAGACCAAUACGACGUUUUAAUGAGAUUAAGAUACCGAAGAAAGUAAUUGAAAAGUUAUCAUUUUCAUCUAAACCAAAGGUCAUUGAACAUCUUAAAGAUGAUAUUACUAUUACAGUUGACCCAUCUGAACAUGAAAAGAGGAUAUCCAGAACUUUGCAGAAACUACACACUGUAAGGAAGGAUAGGUUGGAAAAGCGCCUAGAAUCGAUUAAACAGUACAAGAUCAAAAAGGACCUAGAUGAAGGGAGGAUCCAAGAGGCCAGGAAAACAAAAUUAAAGGAAAUUAAAAGGGCUAAGUAUGCGAAGCAAACCAAGAAGGAAAAGAUUAAACGCUCGAAACUGCUAUUAGACUGA